Messenger RNA from Drosophila suzukii, 1070 nucleotides. The record is from RefSeq and is a predicted model, not a curated record. Lineage: Eukaryota; Metazoa; Arthropoda; Insecta; Diptera; Drosophilidae.
AUGGACUUGGAUGAAGCUUACGAGCUCCUAGAAUCUGGUAAUGUUGAUGUUCCAGAUAUUGAUGCAAUGCAGCUGCCUAAUGGGCGCCGGAUAGAAGAGGUGUCGGCGGCUACACUAUCUUGGGCUAAUGAAAAGAUUAGCAAAGGAUCCGUCUCUCUACUGGGAAGCCUGAACGCCAGGUGGGAUUGGACGAAGCCCUUCAGCCUCCUGGUCGACGAGCUAUGGCUACCGAAGAUUCCAGAGACUGAAAUAAGUUACAGGGCAUCCACCUACGCCAUGCAGACCUUCGAUGGGUCUCACUUUCAAAUAGUAUUUAUUGAAGUUGUCCUUCGAAAUACGGGCGAACUCCUAGUCUGUGUGGCGGAAUGGUAUGCAGGCAGCAAACUGCAUGUCUACAUUGAUCCCGAGGACGAGAAAAGGUUCUUUGGCAAGGAGCACGGACUGUUGCUGAUGAAUCACACGUACGAGAUUGACUGGCUAACCGCUUGGAUGAUCACCAACUUCGACCGCAACUUCGACCGCAACUUAAGUUCCAUUGAAAAAUCCAAACCAAGACCCACCAUGCUGUCCCAGUUGAAUGGUGAGCCCGUGGAGCCCUACAUGUACAUUCGACGAGUGCCACUGGAUUCCGUUCCAGAUGGUGAAAAGGAGGCCGCUGCCUUUAUGCUGGACUUCUUUGCGGAGAAGGACAAGAUCAUCGACAGUUUCCAUGAAACCGGUAGCUUCUUCAAGAAUUCCGGAGUCAAGGAGGUUCCCGAGAAGAUCUACAAACCGCGCCUGGCCUCCCUGCUGAACUUUUUGGGCUGGGCCACUGUAUCGGUCCUUUGUAUUUUGAACUACUUGGUCACCUCACUGGUUGCAGGCAACUGGACUGGCUUCAUCACCGUCAUAUCCAUCUUGGGAGGAUUCUAUGGCCUCAUGGAAUGCGCUGUCAAUGCUUUCAAAAUUAGCAAGGGCUCUGCUCAUGGAGCUACUGCUAAGAAAUAGAUUUUAAUACCAGAGUUUUGUAAACUUGGCGACAUUAUUUGAUGAGAUGUAAUCAUUACUCGACUGUGAAUUCCUAGAAAUAU